This is a messenger RNA of Culex quinquefasciatus (southern house mosquito), 3019 nucleotides long. RefSeq lists its product as uncharacterized. The record is from RefSeq and is a predicted model, not a curated record. Bases 1110 to 2393 code for a protein of 427 amino acids. NCBI's taxonomy places the organism in Eukaryota, Metazoa, Arthropoda, Insecta, Diptera, Culicidae. The transcript has 7 exons.
UCUCGUCACAUUGGCCUUGCGUUGGCUGAGUUGCGUUGCGUUUGGUGAUCUUGGUCUUGGCCUGCUGUUCCACGUUCGCCAGGUUUAUUUGGCUGGUGAAAUCGAUCGAAGAAGCACGCGCGCGCUCUCGCCCACGUUUUUUCGUUCCGGGUUGUGUGGUUUUAGUAGGCUGUCAUUCGCGCGUUCCGGGCCAUCUCUCCCUCUCUCUCUUUCGUGGCAUUUGGACGUUCCGCCGCGAACCUAAGGUUGCGUGUGUGUUGCGUGCGGACUGUCACGUGUUUGUAUUAGUGGACCAUCACCACCCCAGCAGGAGCCGGAAGUGACUACGUGACAUUUGGCAACGGGAUUAACUGUGAUUGACAGAGAAAUCGGCUGAUUAAUUCCGGUGGCUUUUAAUGACGUGUAUUUGAGUGGAUGCUGCGGUCUUUAUUGUGUUGUUGAUGUUGGUGGUAUUUUUGUUUGUUUCCGAAGAAAUUCGGUGAAGAAAUUUGCAGAAACGACGAGUUUUGCAUGGCAGGAGCCAGCUGCAACUUGCCCAUGGUUGAGUGUUCAAUGUGAAAGGAUUGGAGAGAAAUCUUGACGAGUUGUGAAACGUUACGAUCCGGAGGAUUGGUGUGUGAGUGUUUGCGCAGACAAAAGUGAAUGUUGUAAUUGGAAAUCUCCGAAUGAGUGGACGGAUUUAGUCAUCAUUCAAUAAUUAUUGUCAUAAAAGCAGUUUUGGAAGUGUAUCAUCGUUGCGAAAUUAUAAUCAUCUUAGCACCAAAACGCCGGCAUCGUUAAACGGACUACAAAAUGAGAUGAUUUUCCCAGGUCAAACACCAAAAGCAUCGAGCAACACCACACAAAUGACAGCAAGUCGCAGCAGCAUUAACUCACGAGUGCCAGAAAUUGUCCGUCACCAAUCAUCAAACGGCUCAACUCAAUGAGUGCUCAGAUCAACCAGCUAGAUCUGUCCGAAUCCAAUGUGAGUCUACACGUGUCCCACUCAACUUCGAAGGACGCUGUUAGCCAACCGACACUGUAACCACCCGUCGCCAAUCAAUUUCGAAAGCCAUUUCCUGGCCAAAGUGCAUUCCAGUGCAUCCCGUUUGGUCACAAAACCCCUCACCAUGGAACGCCGACGACAAAGGAUACCGGUCAGUUUGGACGGUUUCGUCGUGGCCUCGAUUGUGCUGCUAGCCGCCAUUGCCAUUCAACCAUCGAACUGUGAACAAACCAGCACACAGUCCAACAGCUCCCAGGAAGUCCCCCCACAAACCAGCCCCGAAAGCAGUCCGACGACGGCGGACCUGUCGUCAAAUCAAACGAUGAGCGAGCUGCAGGAGCUCACCGAUGUCCUGUCGACGUACGUAAACGAGGCGUUGGAUCGAAACUUCAAGGAAAUCAUCGGUGGCCUUACCACCAAAGUGGUCGCGCUGUCCCCCACGAACGUGUCCAUUACGGCGGACGUCCGCGGACUGGACGCCCUCGGGCUGUCCGAGUUUGAUAGGAAAAUUUUGCGCGGCUUGGCGCGGCUAAUUGACCGCCGGCUGCUGGCCGGCAACACGAUGGCCCGGGCCGUGCAGACGGGGCGGUUGUUUUUCUUCAAAGGUCUGAAGAAAAUCGUCUGGCCGCUGCUCUUUGGACUGCAAAUAGUGAAAACGGUGCUGCUGGUGCUGUUCCUGCCCAGUAUCAUCGGAUCGCUGGGUAAAAUCGUCGGCAAAGGGCUUGGUUCGGUGUCCGGGCUGUCCCAUCCGGCCGCCACCGUCGAGGAUUUGGACUUCAAGGACAACUCGUACAACUCGGACCAGGACUUCCAGAUGAACAUGGAGAACAACGCCUAUCUGCCGCCGCUGGACUCGCACCCGUCCGGCACCAGCUACAACCUGAUGUACGACGCCAACAACGGCGCCCUGUCGCGGCUGGGCUUCGGCGGCGGCCGCGUCACGUACGUCAACUCGCCGAACGACCGGCAGCAGAAGCGCAACGACUUCAAGAUCUUCCACGACAUCCCGAGCAGCAGCCUGCUGCUGACGAACUACGACCCGUUCUACAGCCCGCUGCUGUCGCGGUUGGACGCCGUGUUCGCCCAGAUGGGCCUGUCCAGCAAGGAGGAGGCCUGCCGGGAGAAGCUGGUCUGCCUGAUGUACGCGAACCCGGCCAAGUACGCGCCGUACAGCAACCUCAUUUCGGCGCAGCUGAGCAGGGAACUGAACGAGCUGCGCAAGCCCACCAACGACAACCCGGACAUUCUGCGGUUCUUCAAGUACAUGCGGUCCGCCAAGGACGGCCAGGACGGCGUCGACUGCGAGCGGUCGUACAAGGAGUGCUCCGGCUACAAGGACCUCUCGAACCCCGCCAUGGUGACGACGUUCAACGACAUCAACAAGCUGGUCCUGGCCCGGAAGCUCUAGGGAGGAGAAGGGACAGAUCGGAAAGAAACACAAAGUUGGAUUUCAGGUAGCAAACGCAAAAGCAAUCAGUCGUCGACGUCGAGUCGAGUAGCAGCAGUAGAGUUUACUUAGUUAGCAAGCAAAUGUAGUUAGUGCGAACGAAAUGAAUCUCUUUGCCUGUGGUGCGGGGAUUAUCCUGUGGUAAGAAAAGUCUUUUCAAUUCCCGGCCUCCGCGCACCUGAGAAGGGAGAAGUUUCUUCCGGAAGCCCGGAAGGAAGCAGUGUAAUUGUUAGUUUAACGCUUGUUGAAAGUACGAGUGCCUUCCGGGAAAUUCGGGAAGGCACCGAUAGCAACUUUUCGACUUUAGUCUUUGGAUGGUUUCUUUGUAAAGAAGAAAAUCAAAGAAAGCAACGGUUAGGUUUAAUCUUAAGCUGCUACACCUAUCAUUGUGGGGGAAAAAGUAAUUUUAGUUGGAUGAAAUGUGCCUGUAAUUAUGUAUGUUUUAGUUGUAACUGCUUGUCCUAUCUCUUAAAUAAUUUAUUUAUUUAUUUAAAUAUUUAUUUAUUUAUUUCACUAGAAAGUCAACUGUCUAACUGAAGAUAGACACACGAACGGAAAGUAAUCCGUUACCGAAUUAGGUCAUAGGA